This is a messenger RNA of Talaromyces marneffei, 1053 nucleotides long. RefSeq lists its product as uncharacterized. The transcript is spliced from 3 exons. Gene Ontology annotation, molecular function: phosphatidylinositol transfer activity. Lineage: Eukaryota; Fungi; Ascomycota; Eurotiomycetes; Eurotiales; Trichocomaceae. The coding region runs from base 1 to 1053 and encodes 350 amino acids. The record is from RefSeq and is a predicted model, not a curated record.
AUGGCUACAACAAACGAGACCGCAACAGAUGCCGUUGCGCAAGCACAACCCAUCGCAGAAACGACCACAAACACAAACUCAAUAGAAAAGGACCUAGGUCUCCCAUCAUCUGCAGCUGAAGGACUAAUUAAAAAGCCCUUCGGCCACCCAGCAGAUGGCGUCAAAAUCCCCCCUGCCGCCAGCCUAACAGCCGACCAGACAAAAAAAUACGACGAAGUACUCCAGACCGUGACCGGAUUCACCUCAGUGCCUACAAGCCUCGCCAAAAACGCAAGCGAAUCGCCCCUAACCGAUAAUGAGCGCAUGUGGCUUACGCGCGAGUGUCUACUUCGAUUCCUACGAGCUACGAAAUGGAAUGUCCCUGAAGCUAUCAAACGUAUUCGCGCAACAUUGGCGUGGCGGAGGGAUUAUAUCGGCGAUAAGCUUACGGCGGAUUACAUUUCCAUUGAGAACGAGACGGGAAAGCAAAUACUCGUAGGGUUUGAUGUAGACGGUCGACCGUGUCUAUAUCUCCUACCGUCACGACAAAAUACAGACAAAAGCCCGAGACAGGUUGAGCACUUAGUCUUCAUGUUGGAGCGGGUUAUUGAUUUAAUGCCUGCGGGACAAGAGAAUUUAGCCCUCGUGGUGAAUUUCAAUGAGACAAAGUCUGGACAGAAUGCGACGAUAGGGCAGGCGAAGCAGACAUUGGAUAUUUUGCAGAAUCAUUAUCCCGAGAGGCUGGGUCGCGCUCUUGUCAUUAAUGUACCCUGGUUAAUCUGGGGCUUCUUCAAAAUAAUCACCCCCUUCAUUGACCCGGUCACCGUGCAAAAACUCAAAUUUAACGAAGAUCUACGCCAACACGUCCCUCCUGCGCAGUUACUCAAGUCCUGCGGCGGAGAUGUCGAGUUCGAAUAUGAGCAUUCCAUCUACUGGCCUACGCUGAACAAACUUGCGGAUCAGCGUCGGGAGAAGAUCUGUGAGCGCUGGGUUCGGGCCGGUCAACACAUUGGGGAGUCGGAGUUUUAUCUUCGUGGUGGCACGGAGCAGAGUCAUUUUGCGCCAGCUUACUGA